Messenger RNA from Dichotomopilus funicola, 528 nucleotides. RefSeq lists its product as uncharacterized. The transcript has a single exon. Bases 1 to 528 code for a protein of 175 amino acids. The record is from RefSeq and is a predicted model, not a curated record. Lineage: Eukaryota; Fungi; Ascomycota; Sordariomycetes; Sordariales; Chaetomiaceae.
AUGGCCAUUAUUUCCCUUUCCCGGGUCUUGCUUGUGGCCCUGUUAGCCGCCACCAACGUCAUCGGCAACCCUAUGAAUACCGGCUCGAACUCAGACAUCACCUGCAGUCUCGUCCGGUGCCGGGCUGGCACGACUUGCAAAGAGAUCGAUGGUGCAGCGCAAUGCAUCAAGGGCGUGGAGUGUGGUAGCACCGUGUGCGAGGCUGGCCUGUCGUGCUGCAACCCAUCUUGCGGUAUCUGUGUAAAACCUGGCAUGGCGUGUACUGCUCAGGUUUGCGCCAGGGAAGCCCCUCCCAGCAAGGUACAAUGCGGCCAGGCCGUCUGCGAAGCCGGGCAGGUGUGCUGCAACGCCGAUUGCGGGACCUGUGUCGAAGCCGGGAUGCCCUGUACACUGGAGGUUUGCCCUCCGCAGGAAGGCAAGUGCGGCGACACGCUCUGCACCGAGGACGAAUUCUGCUGCAACCCGAGUUGUGGUAUCUGCGCUCCCCUGGGUGGCCAAUGCACCCAAGAACUGUGUUCCUCCGAGUAA